AUAAUCAGAUUGAGAGCUAAUUCAGCUACAGUGCUAGCUAGCUGCUUGUACACUUCCGGUUAUCUCUUCUUCUUCUUCUUCUUCUUUGGGGUUUUACGGCACUUCCGGUUGUCUCAUCAUUAGCUGCCCCCCUGCGGCAUGGGUCCCUUCCUCCAAAGACACAGAAGGUGCUGAGCAGUGUCACCAGGGUCAAAAUGUUCCAUGAAUAUUUCAGAAGGUGGCUGAUGUCAACAGCAGCCAUAAGGCGCCUAUAAAGAGCAGGUCCCUGUACAGGAGAUCCUCCAAACGUCUAAGGAACAUCCACAGACUUUCCUCCACCUGCUAAAGAGAAGGACUGCUCCUGUUUGUGUCUUCAGCACCAUGGUCAGCGCUCGAGCUCUCCUCCUCGUGGUCACCUGCUGCUGCGCCUACCUGUGGUUCGCUCGUGCAGAGGAGUCCUCACUGGAGACGCGCUCGCUGGAUUUCUCCAUGAAAUCCCAACAGGAGAAAGACCUGAUUGACGCUUUGCAAGAAGUUUUGGUGAAGCUGAGGAGCAAAGAGAUGCCCUUGGAGAAAAAGCUCGGCUGGCUGCCUUCGUGUGACGCUGGAGAGCCGUGCGCAGUGCGUAAAGGCGCGCGCAUCGGCACGCUGUGCAGCUGUCCUCGAGGCACUUCCUGUAACUUUUAUGUUCUCAAAUGUUUGUGAAGGAAAAAAUAGUGUGAAGGAGAAAAAUAAAUGUAAUAUGUGAUUAAUAAA
This is a messenger RNA of Sebastes umbrosus (honeycomb rockfish), 735 nucleotides long. Its product is annotated as cocaine- and amphetamine-regulated transcript protein-like. Gene Ontology annotation, molecular function: neuropeptide hormone activity. Bases 361 to 684 code for a protein of 107 amino acids. The record is from RefSeq and is a predicted model, not a curated record. Gene Ontology annotation, biological process: adult feeding behavior; negative regulation of appetite; positive regulation of MAPK cascade. The transcript is spliced from 4 exons. NCBI's taxonomy places the organism in Eukaryota, Metazoa, Chordata, Actinopteri, Perciformes, Sebastidae.